AACUUCCGGGUGACCGGGGAGUUCGUGUCGUUCACGCUAAUCUGUGAAGUUCUGGUUUGAUUUUUGAUUAAAAUGCGGUAAACCGUUUCAGACGCUGUGUGUAAAAGCUCCGUUUUCUCUGCCCGGAUUUUCUCUGAUACUCUGACGGUGUGAGUCCGGGACUCUGAGCAGGAAUGUCUGCAUUAUGGAGCCUGAGGCCGAUGCUGACAGCACUGUGUCAAGCCUCCCAGCAUGCCUCUGCCUGGACAGGUCCCCUCCUCUCUAGGACAAUGGCCACCCUCAACCAGAUGCACCGGCAGGGGAAGCCCAAACCGCCUCCUAAACCUGUUGGCGCCACAUUCGGCCGCCCGCAGCUGAAAGCGGUGAUCCUGAAGACCAUCAUUCGAAAGCCCAAGAAGCCCAACUCUGCGAACAGAAAGUGUGCUCGGGUGCGGCUGUCGAACGGGAAGGAGGCGGUGGUGUUCAUCCCCGGGGAGGGACACAACCUGCAGGAGCACAACGUGGUGCUGGUGCAGGGCGGGAGGACGCAGGACCUGCCCGGAGUCAAACUCACCGUGGUCAGAGGCAAAUAUGACUGUGCCCACGUGGUGAAGAAGAAACAGUAGAAUGAGAGAUGGACGCUGGUGCGAUUGAAAUGUUUGUCAGUGUCACAGCUGUGUAAUAAAUGUGUGUUCUCCUAAUUCCA
This is a messenger RNA of Toxotes jaculatrix (banded archerfish), 685 nucleotides long. It is a transcript of the gene mrps12, whose product is annotated as mitochondrial ribosomal protein S12. Gene Ontology annotation, biological process: translation. The transcript has 3 exons. Bases 174 to 605 code for a protein of 143 amino acids. Gene Ontology annotation, molecular function: structural constituent of ribosome. Gene Ontology annotation, cellular component: small ribosomal subunit; ribosome. NCBI's taxonomy places the organism in Eukaryota, Metazoa, Chordata, Actinopteri, Toxotidae. The record is from RefSeq and is a predicted model, not a curated record.